Molecule: messenger RNA, 2311 nt
Organism: Alnus glutinosa
Lineage: Eukaryota; Viridiplantae; Streptophyta; Magnoliopsida; Fagales; Betulaceae
Product: protein tesmin/TSO1-like CXC 5
Exons: 10
Coding region: 303-2204 (633 amino acids)
Biological process (GO): regulation of DNA-templated transcription
Cellular component (GO): nucleus
Source: RefSeq, a predicted model, not a curated record
AAUUUUUCAAAACCUCGAGAGGGAGAGAAAGCAGGCUGAGAGGAAAAGCCUUAGCUACCGCCGAAGCUGCAACACGUCUCGUUCGCUCUAUUAACCGACGACCGUACGACUCCACGGAUUCCGAUUCCGAUCGAAUUCGCAUAUCUCCGGCGACGCGUCUCAGAUUCUGGCCCUAACUGGAACUCCAAAAAGGCACUGUUUUCCUUUCAGUCCUGGGCCAGAGGAUUCCGGUAGCGUGCGUUCGUUUCCGGCGACAAUUGAACUAGAAAACGGCGGCGUUUCAUCGUUUUAAUGUCAAUGAAAUGGAGCAGGACGAGAAGAAUUCUGAUUUUCAACCGAAAAAACUUGCGAGUCAAUUGGAUUUCACAGGCGCUAAUAGGGGCUUGGCGAAUGUGCCUUUGCUGGAAUGCCAAGACGCGCAGAAACAGUUAGAAUCUAAGUCGCAGACACAAUCGCAUUCGCAGUUAGAGUCACGUAGGUAUCCAGAACCGCAAAUGAAAUCGCAGCCGCAUCCGCAGCCACAGCCACACCAGCCUCGCUCGCCGCUACAAUUGCAAUUGCAGCAGCAGCCAUUGCUGCCGCAAUUGCAAGAGCGGCCGCAGCUAGGGCCGAUGGUGAACCGGUCCCAUCCUGUGUAUAAACUCCCGCCACCGACAUUGCAAGCUGCCAAGCAAGAGUCCCCUAGAUCAAGACCGCGGGCUAACAUUGAAGCAAAAGACAACACUCCAACAAAAAAAAAGCAAUGUAAUUGCAAAAGUUCUCAAUGCUUGAAGCUGUAUUGUGAGUGCUUUGCUGCUGGAAUUUAUUGUGAUAAUUGCAACUGCAUAAGUUGCCAGAAUAACGUGGAGAAUGAGGCUGCUAGGAAGGAGGCAGUUGGAGCAACCUUAGAGCGUAAUCCAUAUGCAUUCAGACCAAAGAUCGCAUGUAGUCCUCGUGAAUCUCAGUGUAGUAUGGAUGAUUCAGCAGAAGUUCAAGUGGUGGGAAAGCACAGCAAAGGAUGCCACUGCAAGAAAUCAGGGUGCCUCAAGAAGUACUGCGAGUGCUUCCAAGCCAGUAUUUUGUGUUCUGAAAACUGUAAAUGUGUGAGCUGCAAAAAUUUUGAAGGAAGUGAAGAUAGAAGCGCUCUCUUUCAUGAGGACCAUAAUACAACCAUCUACAUCCAACAGGCAGCCAAUGCAGCCAUUAGUGGUGCCAUUGGAUUAUCCGGUUAUGGGAUCCCUCUAGCAUCCAAGAAGAGAAAAUAUCGGGAACUAUUUUUUGGGAUAGCAGCCAAAGAUCAAUCCAUUCACAUGAGUCCACAAUGUCAACAGGAAAAUAAUUUAAGAGCUUCUGUGGCUUCAUCUCUGUUAUCUAUCCCUGUCUCACACUCUAUUAAUGUAGCAGUAUCAGGAUCUUCAAAAUUUAAGUACAGAUCUUCAUUGGCCGACAUCCUCCAACUACAGGACAUUAAGGAUCUUUGCUCACUUUUCGUCAUACUUUCAGACGAUGCUACAAAGACACUUGCAGAGGAACCCAUACAGUGGACAGAAAAAAGAGGCAAAAUGGAUGGGCAAAAAGAGGGGGAGAAUGUUGAAACUUCUAUUGAUUUAUCCACUCAUGAGAGCAGAGAUGGUAAAAAAGGACACGUUAGUCGGAACACUAUUUCUAAUGACCGUCUGAGUAGGAAUCAAGUGGACAGAGAUGGAACCAGUGAUUCGGGAUCUGAUGGAAUUGAUAUGGAUGAUGGUAGGCCAAUGUCUCCUGGAACGCUUGCAUUGAUGUGUGAUGAACGAGAUACAAUGUUUAUGGCAGCUGGGUCACCAGAUGGGGUGGUGGGCCAUGGUCAAAACACAAGUCAGAAGUCAUCUAAUGGGCAUGUCUUCACAGGACUUUAUGCAGAGCAAGAAAGGCUUGUUCUGACAAGGCUUCGGGAUUUUCUGAACCGGCUCAUAACUUGUGGGAGCAUACGGGAGACAAUGCCUUUACCAUUAGCCAAAAAUGACACAGGAAGCCAACAAAGAGCCGCAAAAAAGGGAUACGUAAAAUCUGGCAGUGAAACGGCAAGUCACAAGGAGGUUUAUGACAAUGGCAUUAUAAAAUCUCCUGUUCCUGAACUGUCUUCAGAAGCCAUUGCAGUCACUUCUUGUAACAAAGACCUGUCUUUAAAGGUUGGGUUGUCGGAUGGAAAUGGGGAGAUAGAACCAAAUACUGAUAGAGUGUCGUAGCUAGAGAGAAAGAAAUUAAGUUAUAUGACCAUUUUCUCAUUGAAUCUAGGUCCUCUUGUUAAAAUGUUCUUGUUUGAAGAAUUAAUUUAUCUAGGCCCUUUUUUUGA